AUGGCCAUCUUAGGGACAGCGCUGAAUAGCAUCGGCGUGCUCUUGCUUACACAUGCUGUCUACUCGACCCACGAACAUACAGCAACAUUCACAAACACGCCCUUACCCCUCGACAUCUCGAUUGAGCUCCUCACCUCCAUCCUACUCCUCUCCCUCGGCAUCGUCAUUUCCUUUGCGCCGCUGAAGCCAAUACACUACGCACAAUGGGCGGGUCAGAUGUCACGACAAGGGCAGCAAAGCGAGGGUCGCUACACGAGGGAGGGUGAGGAGGUUUUGAGCGAGGGCGACCCGUAUGCCUUUCUCGGUCUGGAUGCAGGCAUUGGUGGGAACAGCGAAGGCAGGAGGGGAUUCUGGGAUGUAAAAGGAAAGAGGAAGGAAUUCGAGACAUGGAUGAGGCAAGGUGGAAAGUAG
Molecule: messenger RNA, 411 nt
Organism: Bipolaris zeicola 26-R-13
Lineage: Eukaryota; Fungi; Ascomycota; Dothideomycetes; Pleosporales; Pleosporaceae
Exons: 2
Coding region: 1-411 (136 amino acids)
Biological process (GO): protein folding in endoplasmic reticulum
Cellular component (GO): EMC complex
Source: RefSeq, a predicted model, not a curated record